This is a messenger RNA of Colletotrichum karsti, 681 nucleotides long. RefSeq lists its product as uncharacterized. The transcript has a single exon. The record is from RefSeq and is a predicted model, not a curated record. Lineage: Eukaryota; Fungi; Ascomycota; Sordariomycetes; Glomerellales; Glomerellaceae. Bases 1 to 681 code for a protein of 226 amino acids.
AUGCGCACCACCACCGUGCUCGCCUCCAUCGCCACCCUCCUCCUCCUCGCCCACCGCGCCCAAGCCUUCGACAUCUACCUAAUGAAAAGCUCUGACUGUCCAGAAGAGGAAGACAUCGACGUCGUCUGCGAAGACACGGACGUCGGCCGCUGCUGCAACGGCCACGUCGGCGUCCUCUACAGCUCGGCCACGGCCACCGACGACAAGGAGGGCGUCGUGCUGUACGCGCUGAACCAGGGCCAGCCCGCGGACUCGCCCAACCGCUGCGGCCUGCAGAUCGCGAGGGACGACGCCUGCGCCACGGUCGACAUCCCCAUGGGCUCGGCCGCCGGUGUUCUCGGCAGGUCGGAGGAGGAGGAGGAGGAGGAAGACGACAGCAGCGAAUCUGAGCGCCGUCGUCGACAUGCCCGGGACGUCACGCCCUCGAAGGAUGCCACGCCCGAGAAAGAGGAGGAGGAGGCCGCGCCGAAGAAGGAGACUUGGAUCGAGAAGAACAAGAAGGUCAAGCGCGAUGCUUCGGGCUGGAUCCAGCAGCAGUUCACGUCGUAUGCUGUUCGCAGCAAGACGCACAUUUACAAGUUGUCGCGCGACUCGGAGCACGCGCCUGCUUUUGAGGCCUUGACGGAACGUCAGGAGCGUGUUGACUUUGUUAAGCGACAUGGUGUAGCUCAGCGCCGUUGA